Messenger RNA from Drosophila grimshawi, 2139 nucleotides. Its product is annotated as scoloptoxin SSD14. The transcript has 6 exons. Gene Ontology annotation, biological process: glutathione catabolic process. NCBI's taxonomy places the organism in Eukaryota, Metazoa, Arthropoda, Insecta, Diptera, Drosophilidae. Gene Ontology annotation, molecular function: glutathione gamma-glutamate hydrolase. The record is from RefSeq and is a predicted model, not a curated record. The coding region runs from base 53 to 2080 and encodes 675 amino acids. Gene Ontology annotation, cellular component: plasma membrane.
AACUUGCAGCAGCAGCAACAGUAGCAGCGCAGCUACAGCGGAUGCACAUAAGAUGGUGCACCACAGCAACGAUGAUGCCAUGAACAAAAUUCCACUCAAAUCGUCCAGUGGACUGGAUGACGAUGAGAAGAAUGGCGGCGAACUGAUACAGGACACCGCCGCUGCCGAGGAGGCGCGACGCGAACAGAUGCGUGCGAAUGUGUUGGCCUGGAUGAAGAAGCUGACAAUUGUGUUAAUCUGCUUCAUUGGCAUCGCCCUGAUUAGCUAUGUGAUCAUAAGCCUGUGCUUCAGCGAUGAGCAACCGGAGCACAACGAAAGCACGGAAUCAACAACAGCAACAACAGCUGAAGAGAUUGCGAUUGCUGGACCCGCCAUCGCCGCAUCCACAUCCCCAACAACGCCGCCACCGUCGCCAGCAACAAAUGUGGACAACAACAAGGAAUUCAGUUCCACGCUGGGCGUCUUCGAGAAUGCAGCCGUCUGCUCGGAUAUGCAGCCAUGCAGUCAGAUUGGCAGCGAUAUAUUGGCGCGCAAUGGCAGCGCUGUGGAUGCAACAAUUGCCACAAUGCUGUGCAACGGCCUCCUGACCUCACAGAGCAUGGGAAUUGGCGGCGGCCUCCUGAUGAAUAUCUAUGAGCGUGAAACAGGGCAAAGCCACUACAUAGACGCCCAAGUUGUAGCACCAUAUGCAUCCAAGCAGAACAUGUUUGAUGAUAAUUACAAUGCCUCCAUCGUCGGACCACUGAGCAUUGCGGUGCCCGGCGAGGUGAUGGGCUAUCAUCGGGCGCACCAGAAAUUUGGCAAGCUGCCCUGGCAGGACCUCGUGGCACCAUCUCUAAAGCUCUGCGAGACGGGCUACCAAAUGUCCAAACAUCAGGAGAAUUCUGUGCGCAGAACGUGGUCCCAUAUCAAAGAUAAUCCCCAUUAUCAGGUCGUUUUCCUAAAUGCUGAAACCGGUGAGCAGCACGUGGAGGGAGCCUUACUGAAGCCACCGGCGAAAUUGUGCAACACAUAUCAACUGCUGUCCGAUAAUGGACCGAUGGACUUCUACAAUGGCACUGUGGCCAAAAUGCUGGCUGAGGAUCUGAACGAGUUGGGCAGUAUUAUAACGCUAGACGAUUUGGCAGCGUACACAGCCGAAAUGCGAUUAUCCAUAACAUCGACAUUGGGAAAGGACACACUCUAUGCUGUACCGCCGGUGAGCAGUGGAUCUGUCAUCUCCCACAUACUUAGCAUUCUGGAGGGCUAUAACUUAACCCGUGCCGAUUUGGCCGACGAGGAAUCCUAUGCCCGCACCAUACAUCGCAUUACCGAGGCACUCAAAUUUGGAUUCGCCCGUCGCCCCGAGCUUGGCGAUCCCCGGUUUAUAGAUGUGCGCGAACUGGUCAGCCAGCUGAACAAUCCCGAUUCUGCUGCUGAGCAACGGGCCAAGAUCAACGACAGUUAUGUCCUCAGUGGUCCCCAAGAAUACGGUGCACUGUCUAGCUACGAGGAAGAUCCAUAUGGCACUUCAGCACUCUCAGUGAUAGCACCGAAUGGCGAUGCCGUAUCCGUGACCAGCUCCAUCAAUUACUAUUUUGGAUCCGGCUUGAUAGGACCACGCACUGGCAUUAUAUUGAACGAUUGCAUGGCUGAUUUUGCCAUGAAGGGCAGUAAUCAAUUCAAGCUGCCAGCGUCGCCGGCAAACACAAUUGAACUGCACAAGCGUCCCAUGUCCUCCCAGUCGCCGAUGUUAUUGACGGAUCAGGAGGGCAACGUACGACUGGCAAUUGGUGCGGCUGGCGGCAGUAAGAUAUUGGCAGCUAUCGUCGAGGUGGCUGCUCGAUAUUUGUGGCUCGGCGAUGAUCUGAAGGCGGCUGUCGAUGCGCCGCGCUUCUACAGCCAGCUGUUUCCCGAUACACUCGAAUAUGAGGAUGGGAAGUAUUCCGAGUCCCUGCUGCAGCUGCUCCAGAAGCGUGGCCACAAUCUGCUGCCCUUGAAAACCACCACAGACUCCGUUGUCUGUGCGCUUGCACGUAAUGCAACGGCCAUCUAUGCAAAUGCCGAUUAUCGCAAGCGUGGCGGCGUUGCAGGAUUCUAGAGGUGCCUCCUCCACACACACACACACACACACAUGUACACACCCAGACACCCACACAU